UGGUUUAUAACGAGAAACGAAUUGACUGAAGUUCACAGACUUUCUUCAUACUUUGUUCGAAAAGGAAUAACAAUAAAAUAAAUUGCCAAAAACGAAAAACGUGCCGUUUUGAAUUGGUUUUUCGAUUUUUGAUUCUGUCACCAAAAAUGGUUAUUUGGUUUUUCAUUUUGAAACAAAAAACACAUAAACGGUAUUUUCGUUUUUGUAUUACAAACGACUUACGGAUUAUCCAGAGAUACCCAGACCCCCACGGCAGCACUUGCUGCUCGUUGAUGAAUGUUUAACGAUACGUGCUUUUACGUUAGAGUUCGCUAGUCGCCUACAUUAAGCAUCAUGAACACCGUGACCGAAGUCCAACUCAUGACAUGACCAUCCGAGGAGCACGCAAAUGCAACAUUAUUCUAUGACUCCCAGCACAUUUGACCAAGAUUUAGACAUGUCACAGAUGGAGCUGCCACCUCGUCCAACAUUGUUUGACUUCCAUGGAGUCUCCAUGAUCAAACAUGUCACUGAGAACUGGGACAGCAUACAGAACUUCAAAGCCAGACCAGAUGAUAUUCUUAUAGCUACUUACCCUAAAGCAGGAACCACAUGGGUCUCUUACAUCCUGGAUCUUCUGUAUUUUGGCCAGACAUUUCCAGAGCGCCAGGCGUCCAUUCCUAUUCAUGAAAGAGUGCCGUUUCUGGAGAUCAGCGCACCUUCUCGACCCUCAGGUAAAGACUUGGCAGACCAGCUUCCCACCACUCCUCGUCUCAUUAAAACUCAUCUACCAGUCCAGUUUGUGCCCAAGUCCUUCUGGGAGCAGAACAGCAGGAUAAUCUAUGUGGCUCGUAAUGCAAAGGACAGUGCAGUGUCCUAUUUCCAUUUUAACCGCAUGAACAUUACCCAGCCAGAACCAGGUGACUGGAGCACGUUUCUAAAGGAUUUCAUGGAGGGAAAGAUGGUAUUUGGGUCAUGGUAUGACCAUGUGAAUGGCUGGUGGGAGAAGAAACAGACAUAUUCAAACCUUCACUACAUGUUCUAUGAAGACCUGAUUGAGGACUGUGGACGAGAGAUAGACCGUCUCUGUUCCUUCCUUGGCUUGUCUCCUUCAGCUGAAGAGAAGGAAAGAGUCACAAAUGGAGUGACGUUUGACAACAUGAAAGCAAACAAAAUGACAAACUAUUCCUCUGUCCCAGUUAUGAAUCACAGGGUGUCUCCUUUCAUGAGAAAAGGGAAAGUUGGUGACUGGAAGAACCAUUUCACUGUGGCCCAGGAUGAACCGUUCGAGGAGGACUACAAGCAGAAGAUGAAGAAUCCUACACUGAAGUUUCGUACUGAAGUUUAAAGGCUUAAUGAAGAGUCCUGAACUGUGAUUCAUUUGAUGAUACUGAGUCAGAUGUUAUAUUUGAUUAUCAAAGAUAGUGUCUUAUUAGUGUGACAAGAUUGUCUUCAUUGUGACGUUGAAUGACAACUUUCAUAUUUAUCCAUUGUUGAAUCUUGUGAAUAACAGCUGUAAUCAAUAACAAUCUCUUGGAAAUAAUAUCAGCGUAUGUUUAAACAUGAACUGAUUUGUGAUCACUGUCGCCCUGGCUCGCUUCCCUACAGCGACAAGUAAAAUUCAUAAACUGUACCAGUGACUUAAACACUGCCCUUUACAACUGUUCCUCUAAUAAAGAAAAUCAUGCGAGAAACAA
Molecule: messenger RNA, 1676 nt
Organism: Micropterus salmoides (largemouth bass)
Lineage: Eukaryota; Metazoa; Chordata; Actinopteri; Centrarchiformes; Centrarchidae
Product: cytosolic sulfotransferase 3-like
Exons: 8
Coding region: 389-1327 (312 amino acids)
Biological process (GO): sulfation
Cellular component (GO): cytoplasm
Molecular function (GO): sulfotransferase activity
Source: RefSeq, a predicted model, not a curated record